Gongylonema pulchrum is the source of this 479-nucleotide messenger RNA. Lineage: Eukaryota; Metazoa; Nematoda; Chromadorea; Rhabditida; Gongylonematidae. The record is from the annotation of a GenBank genome assembly.
UUUGUACAAGCUCAUGAGUAUGAUUACUGUUAUCACGGUCUUGAAAACUGCAGGGGUUUAAACAAACAAGGAUAUCAAUGCCAAUUAUGUAGUGCGGCGGUUCACAAGAAAUGCCACGAAAAAAUGAUCAGCCAGUGUCCUGGCUCUGCAAAGAACACAAAAGAUACUAUCGUGAGUUCAUUCGUUGCCCUCUCUUCGUUUUGUAUUUUUGUCCACUCAUAUUUGAAAGAGCGUUUCAAGAUCGACAUCCCUCAUCGUUUCAAACCGUACAGCUUCAAAAGCCCUACAUUUUGUGACCACUGCGGCUCAUUGCUUUAUGGCCUGUUCAGACAGGGAUUAAAAUGUGAAGUAUGUGGCGUGGUGUGCCAUCACAAAUGCCAGCGCUACAUGCCGAACCUGUGUGGCGUCAACCAAAAGCAGCUAUCACAAGCGCUGUUUGAAAUUAAACGUGGGACGCAUGGUCAAGCAAGGUCAUAAUU